This is a messenger RNA of Pogonomyrmex barbatus (red harvester ant), 1725 nucleotides long. Its product is annotated as trimeric intracellular cation channel type 1B.1. Gene Ontology annotation, cellular component: membrane. Gene Ontology annotation, molecular function: potassium channel activity; identical protein binding. NCBI's taxonomy places the organism in Eukaryota, Metazoa, Arthropoda, Insecta, Hymenoptera, Formicidae. Gene Ontology annotation, biological process: potassium ion transmembrane transport. The record is from RefSeq and is a predicted model, not a curated record.
AGGUUAGGUUAGCCGAACUAGCAGACGACGGAGCGGUAGCAGACAACUCGUAGCUCUGGCGUCGCUCGCGGACGCUCGUUCGCGUGCGUUUGAAUCGGAGCAGCUGAGGAGCGUAGAGCAUACGCGUCGUGGUUCUCGCUCGCGCGAGGUGUGUGCCGUGGUGCGCGAACGUCGUGAUAAACGUUGUUCGAUCGGGCGCGGGCGACGAGCGAGCGAGCGAAGCGAGCCAACGAUACGGCCGCGACGAUGGAUCCCGAGGCGUUCCUGGACAUGGCCAAUCAGGUCAUCAAGCUGAAGAUGUUUCCGUAUUUCGACAUAGCGCACUGCGUACUGUGCACCCUGCACAUCAGGGAGGAUCUAGGAAGCGGUGAGCUUACGCGGCCGGCCCGCGCACGGCCGCGUUUCUACUUCCCCGUGACCUCGCUAUUCCCGUGUAAAAAAGUAUACGAUGGAGUAACUCAUGCAGGAAAACUUUAUCCAAAUGCAUAUCUUAUUAUGAUACUGAUUGGAACGCUCAAAGGUAAUGGAGCUGGAUUUACAAAAUUGUUUGAACGUCUCAUACGUGGUGUAUGGACACCAACCGCCAUGGAAUUUAUGCAACCAAGUUUUCCCACGAAGGCAUCCAUGGUUGCAUCAAUUAUUUUCGUAUUAGAUAAGAAGACUGAUCUCAUUUCUGCACCUCAUGCUCUUGUAUACUUUGGUAUUGUCAUCUUCUUCGUCUACUUUAAGUUAUCAUCAAUUUUACUUGGCAUUCAUGAUCCAUUUGUACCAUUUGAAAACUUAUUCUGCGCCUUAUUCCUGGGAGGAAUUUGGGAUUCACUCGCUAAAUUAUUGGGUCAUGGUCAAGCUAAGGAUGAGAAGACGGACACAAAGAAAGCAAAUUAAAUAAUAGCAAACACCAAAAUACAUCUUCAAAUAUUUCAAAACACAUGUGUCAAAUCAAAUUUUAUUUGUAUUUUUUUCGGAAAACAUGAUUUCAUCAAAAAUUAACAUUGGCUACUUAAAUUGAUGAAAUAAAAUUAUUUAAAACUAGUCAGAUGAUAAGAGUUAUACAUAACUCUUGAUAAAUCAUCAAAAAUGUGUUGGAGAAAAGUACAAUAAUUUAAUAUAUAUACAUAUAUUAUUUUAAGAAUAAUGAAUUUUCAAAGUGUGUCUUAUAAAAGUAUCAACAGUAUUAUUUUAAUUAAUAUAAAAUACAAAUAACUUUCAAGUAAAUGAAGAAAUUUCAAAGUAUGUUUGUGAAUGGAUCUUUCUUUUAUCAGUUAUAAGUGCAAUAUUAUUUAUGGUUUAUUUCUCUUUAAUCUGAAUUAUCAUUAUAUAUAUGAUAUAUAGAUAAGAUAUAUUAAUUUAAUCAAUAAACACUUGAAAUAUAUUUUUUUCUUGUCAAUUUUGAUAGUACAUCUUGCAUAACUUAUUAUAAUUUGAAUCAGUUGAUUUUGAAAUUGCUACCAAAUUGUAGUGCAACAUAUAACUUUUAUUAUUAUAUGAAUGCAUGUUAGAAUACAUUCUAGCAAUUUUUGAAACAUACAUGUUAAAUAAACGGAAUUGUUUUAUUUAUUAUAUAAUAUUUAUAGAAAAAAUAAAUAUACUCAGGACAAAUAAUUGAUAAUUACUAUCAUUGAAUUAUCUAAUUUAUACAAUAAAACAAAUAAAACAUAUUAAAAGAGCAAGGCAUAUAAGUCAUAAAAGUCUAUACAAUAAUACUUAUGUAAAAACAUGCAGUAU